Messenger RNA from Abrus precatorius (Indian licorice), 660 nucleotides. Its product is annotated as probable glutathione S-transferase. Bases 1 to 660 code for a protein of 219 amino acids. Gene Ontology annotation, molecular function: glutathione transferase activity. Gene Ontology annotation, cellular component: cytoplasm. The record is from RefSeq and is a predicted model, not a curated record. Gene Ontology annotation, biological process: glutathione metabolic process. The transcript is spliced from 2 exons. NCBI's taxonomy places the organism in Eukaryota, Viridiplantae, Streptophyta, Magnoliopsida, Fabales, Fabaceae.
AUGGCCGAUGAAGUGAUUCUGUUGAAUUUCUGGCUAAGUCCUUAUGGGAUGAGGGUCAGGAUUGCACUAGAGUUGAAGGGUAUCAAGUAUGAGAUUAGAGAAGAGAACUUCAGCAACAAGAGCCCUUUACUCCUUCAAAUGAACCCAGUUCAUAAGAAAGUACCUGUUCUCAUGCACAACGGCAAACCCAUUUGUGAGUCACUCAUUGCUGUUGAGUAUGUUAAUGAGGUAUGGAAUGAUCAAUCUCCGUUGUUGCCUUCUGAUCCUUACCAAAGAGCCCAAGCUAGGUUCUGGGCUAACUAUGUUGACACAAAGGUAUAUGAAAGCGCCAUACAGUUUUGGACAACUGAGGGAGAAGAGAAAGAAGCUGCGAAGAAAGAUUUUUUGGAUUAUCUUAAGUUGUUGGAAGAACAAAUGGAGGACAAACCUUAUUUUGGUGGAGACAACUUUGGCCUUGUGGAUGUUGCACUUGUUCCUUUGUUCUGUUUUUUUUAUACCUAUAGUGCCUAUACCAGUUUCAUCAAUGAGGCCCUGUACCCCAAAAUCAUUGCUUGGGCUAAGAGGUGCACUCAAAUUGAGAGUGUCUCCAAGUGUUUUCCAGAGGAGCAAAAGGUCCAAGAGUACGUUGCUCAGAAGAGAAAGGAUUUGAACAGGGCGUAG